AUGGAACCGGAGCAACUGGAGGCUCGAGUUAGACUUCAGAUGAGCAAGUUCAAGGUGAUAAACGUGGACGAUGAUGGGAACGAGCUCGGCUGUGGAGUGAUGGAGCUGACGGAGGCGGAGCUCGUGCUGCACACGCAUCGGCGUGACGACGUGCGGUGGCCGUAUUUGUGUCUGCGUCGCUAUGGAUAUGACUCCAACCUGUUCAGUUUCGAGUCGGGACGUCGCUGCCAGACCGGCCAAGGGAUCUUUGCGUUCAAAUGUGCGCGCGCCGAGGAGAUCUUCAACCUGCUGCAGGAGGUGAUGCACCGGCACCGCAUCAGCGUGGUGGAGGAGGCCGUACUGGAACCCAGUCACCAGGGGGCGCCACACAGCACCACUCCAGCAGCUCAGGGAUACUCUGUGCCCACGGUCCCAAACGGCAUCACCCGGUUGCCCUCUGUGGGUGACGCGUCUCACCCAUCGACGCGACACCCGUCUGUGGCCAGCACCCGCCUCCCGAGUGUGGGAGAGGAGUCCACGCACCCGCUGCUGGUGUCCGACGACCAGGUGCACACGUACGUCAACACCGCAGGCUUCGAGGAUCAGUCCAGUCCAUUCACUGUUGUCACUCCUUUGGAGAGUCCCACCUCCCCCACCUGCCCCCCCACGCCUCCACCUCCUCCGCGGGCCCCUCCUGCCCCUGUACCAGCUUCAGAAGGUCAGGUGCCGGCGGAUGCUCCUCCCACAGAGGGUCAGGUUAUGGCAGAGGCUCUUCCCACAGAGGGUCAGGUGACUGCAGAAGCUCCUCCCCCUGAGGGUCAGGUGACACUGGAGGGUUCUGCGGUGCGCUUUGUCCUGGGACCGACACCUGUGCAGCGCCAACAGAUGGAGAGACAGAAGGACCAAGAGACGGACACACACAAAGACCAAUCAGAGAUCAGUAGUAAGGCUCAGGAGGCGGGCCCUCAGCCCAAUGGCUCUGCCCCUUGUGGGCCUGCCUCUACUGGCACUGUUCCCUGUGGCCCCUCGUCCCGCCGACAGAGACCGCCUCCUCUGACGCCAGACCCCAACGUGAACAACUCAGCGCUGCGGCGGCCAACGCCGGUGCUGCUCUAUGAGAACCUGCCGUCGUUGCCGCCAGUGUGGGAGGGGCGGGCCCCGGUGUGGGAGGCGCGGCCUCCUGUGUGGGAGGUGCGACGCACAGAGGAGGAGCCACCCACGCCGCUGAGCCCCGCCCACAGCACUGUGAACGGCUGCGUGCCGCACAGCGCCCUCUACAGUGCGGUGCCGCUCAGCGCCAUGUCCCACAGUGCGCACUGUUACGUGAACACGGAGAAUGUGACUGCGCCGCUGAGCGCUUGUGUGGCGAUGAGAGCCAAGCGCGCCGCAGACGCUCCGAUUGUCUUUAACUUUGACUUCCCCAGGCGCCCCCUGGAGGAAGAGCUGAACUAUGUAGAGGUAGAGACUGACACAAAUCACAGCCCCUCCACGCCGCGCACCCCCACCUCCCCCGCCACGCCCACACGCCGCACAGAGCUCUACACGCUCAUCGACAUUGAGCGCACCAAUGCCAUGUCGUCUCUGCAGAAAGCCCGGCCCAAAGACGACGGCACGUCACGCAAAACACGGCACAAUAGCACUGAGCUACCGACCAAGACCACGGCCUGA
Messenger RNA from Knipowitschia caucasica, 1647 nucleotides. Lineage: Eukaryota; Metazoa; Chordata; Actinopteri; Gobiiformes; Gobiidae. The record is from the annotation of a GenBank genome assembly.